Molecule: messenger RNA, 1095 nt
Organism: Solanum dulcamara
Lineage: Eukaryota; Viridiplantae; Streptophyta; Magnoliopsida; Solanales; Solanaceae
Product: plant UBX domain-containing protein 7-like
Exons: 2
Coding region: 1-1083 (360 amino acids)
Biological process (GO): proteasome-mediated ubiquitin-dependent protein catabolic process
Cellular component (GO): nucleus
Molecular function (GO): ubiquitin binding
Source: RefSeq, a predicted model, not a curated record
AUGACUAACGUAUUAUUGGACACCCAACAGACGUUAAUUUCUUCUUUCCUUGAGAUCGCCGUCGGUCAAACCGUCGGUACUGCCCGGGAAUUCCUUCAGGCAACAAACUGGAAUCUCGCGGAAGCAAUUCAACGUUUUUUCUCUGGAAACGACAAUGUAGCAGCAGAAGCAGCAUCCUUCAAUUCUUCGCCAUCAAUGGAAAAUAAUUCAACACACUGGGAAUCGGAAGACAAUGACGAUGUACGUCCGCCUUUACCCGUAAAAUGGAAAGUUCUUAAUGGUGAAAAUUCAGGACUAUAUAAUUCAGAUGAGGAGAGAGAGCAAAUAUCGUCUUCUACUUUUGCAACAUAUGAUGACAAUAAUACCCUCGCUGUUCUGUUUCGUCCGCCUUAUGAAUUGUUGUACGACGGACCAUUUGAUUAUGCGAAAGAAGCUGGAAUAGCCCGGAACAAAUGGCUGUUAGUGAAUGUGCAAUCCAGGGCUGAAUUCACCUCUGAUAUGCUAAAUCGAGAUACUUGGGCUAAUGAUAUCGUUGCUCAGAUGAUCAAAAACAAUUUCGUGUUCUGGCAAGAGGAAAGUGAUACAGAGGAAGGUCAAAAAAUGCGUUCCUGGAACGGAAUGGUUGAUCCAGAGAGGUUGCUUGAGGAUGCUAUGAAUUUUAUUGAUCGUAGUCCUUCAGAGUAUCAUGCUAAUCUAAUUAAAAAACAACGUGAAAGAAGAAGAAUUAAUCGCGAUAGAAUUGAACAAGAAGAAGAUGAUCAUGAAGAGAUUAAGGAACUUAUAUGUUAUCUUCCCUUGCCUGAAGAACCAAAAUGUGAUAGGAAUUUGAUCUGCAGAAUCGCGAUACGCCUUCCUGAUGGACGUAGAAUUCAGAGGAAUUUCAUGAAAACUGAUUCGAUUAAGUUGUUAUGGUCCUUUUGUUCUACUCAUCUAGACGAAGAAGAAACAAGGCCAUUUCAAUUCAAACGAGCAAUGCCAGGGGCAAAUAAGUUUUGGGCAACCAACUUUUGGGAUUAUGAUAGUAAUUUAACUUUUGUGGACUCAUGUCUAGACAAUUCUAUUAUUUCUGUCGUAAUGAUAUAGAUGUAGAUUUUU